Linum tenue is the source of this 360-nucleotide messenger RNA. Lineage: Eukaryota; Viridiplantae; Streptophyta; Magnoliopsida; Malpighiales; Linaceae. The record is from the annotation of a GenBank genome assembly.
AUGGAGGAUUUCCGGGCGGCCAACGACCGGAUGUACAACAACGCCGGGGAAUGGAACUACGACGAGCCGACCAACAACGUCGGGCUGGCCGUCUUCUCCCACGACGUCGCCAAACUCGAGCCGCCGCCGGGGCGGGCGAACAAACUGAUCGUGGCCUCGACCGGCUCGCCGUUGCCGAUUGUGGUGUCGUCAGCGGCGGCGAGGAACUACCGGCAGGCGUACAAGAAGGCGAGGGCGAGGAGCGAGGCGGAGGCGAAGCGGCAGAAGAGGGUGGUGAAGUACCGAUCGUACGCGACGGAGAGUCGGAUGAGGGCGUCGGUGAAUAGCGGGCUGCGGUGGUUGAAGAACCUCGUCCGUUGA